AUGACUGCUGCCGACCAUUACUUCACGAGGAAUAGGAAUCCCCUGUUGAUGCGAGAUGAAGUUGGUCACGCUAAGCCGACAUACUACGACCUGCCGAGUGGAGGCUUCGUCUAUGGCAAGAGCCAGGGUGCCGAUCCCGAGGGAGCCAAAGAGGUGACCACGAAAUGGAAGAGCCAUACGCCUAAGCCUGUUGCCCAAGUGAACGUCUUGGAUUUCCGGUAUCUGAAUAAGUCAGCACUUGAUGACGGCAAGUGCCGGACUGCUACUGAGCAGAAAGUUUAUAGACAACAAAAUCCCAAGUUCAUCGUUCACAAGAGCGCCCAACAGAGGCUACAGGAGGAGGAGGCUCGUCGUGAGCACUCGCUGCCGGCAGAUUUCGUGUAUGGUAAGAAGACACGACCGAGCACGCCGAUCUCGUACGUUAUAUCCAACCAGUUCGGCUUGGAAUCGGAGAUGUUGACAGAGGCGCGGUAUGAGAAAUUAGUCGAGGAAGAGGAGAAGGCCAGAACGCAUUGCCAGCUGAAGAUCAAGUCUACUAAAGCGGCUAAGGCGCAUGCUGCCAUCGGUGUGAAAGCGGCUCAUCGGAAGAAGAGCAUUGGAGAUGGCGGAGGGGAAGAGCUGUUUAAAAUGACAAAGUUCAGGAAGGUACCAGCGAGAUGGCACCUCCCCAAGGGAGCUAAGACUAGAGAGGCCAUUGUACAGCAGGAGGAGGAACCUGUUGGUGAAAAAGAAGGUGACGAGGAAGAACAUACCACAUGCCAGCGAGCUCGGCAGGUUCAGAUUGAUAACGCUGAUCGCCUGGAGUGCGUGGCGAAGGUCACAGCAUUUACGACAGAGCUCUUGGGAAGGGUCGGCCUUGAUGCCUUCUUGAUUCACGGGAGUCUCCUUGGCUGGUAUAGACACAACGGUGGGCAGAUUCCCUGGGAUCUGGAUGGUGACACGGCGGUGAUACGAUCGCAGUGUGAGGAGGUUGUUGGUCAAUAUGAAGGCAAGGCGAUCUGUGAUGUGAUCAGUGAGAGUCUUCCGGAUGGGUACUUUUUGUAUGCUAUUGAUACCGACGAAGUGGUCCAUCCAAGUCCCAAGGGCAGCGACUUUGCUGGUUGUGAUGUUCCUGAACUGCGUGUUGGUGCCACGAUCGAUGGUCAGUGGUGUCACACGGAUGUAUUUAUGCUAAGUGACGACGCUGAUGAUGGUUUGUGUGUGCCUGGUAAAGCUUGUUUUCAAGAAGAUCAAAUACUGCCUCUGAAGAAUGCAUCGUCGUUGGUUGGAAAAUAUCCUGUGAAGAUUCCCGCGCAGCCGGAAGAAAUUCUCUCGGGCCUUUAUAAUGAGCACUACGGCAUCAUGAACAUGCAUGGUGUGCCCAAGAACUAUGCCUUCCAAGACGACUGGGCUAUCGUCAUCGGUGAUGAACUUGACGACACUUUCAAAAACCGAGUGAUGGUAGAUCGUCCUCGACUAUAUGAGAUGCUCGCAACUGCUAAGCUGUAG
Messenger RNA from Perkinsus marinus ATCC 50983, 1488 nucleotides. RefSeq lists its product as hypothetical. Lineage: Eukaryota; Perkinsozoa; Perkinsida; Perkinsidae. The transcript has 11 exons. The record is from RefSeq and is a predicted model, not a curated record. The coding region runs from base 1 to 1488 and encodes 495 amino acids.